Molecule: messenger RNA, 963 nt
Organism: Penicillium vulpinum
Lineage: Eukaryota; Fungi; Ascomycota; Eurotiomycetes; Eurotiales; Aspergillaceae
Exons: 2
Coding region: 1-963 (320 amino acids)
Source: RefSeq, a predicted model, not a curated record
AUGGAGCCUAUCCGGAACGUCGCACUCUUGGGGAAAGGAUGGCUGGGAUCCGCAAUCUUGGAACAGCUUGUUAAUUCAGGCUUUCAAGUCACGGUGCUGAGUCGCACAGCUCGCUCGGCGGAUGAACCUCCUGCCAGCAUCAAGACUCUGCAAGUCGAUUAUUCGUCUAUUGACAGUCUUGUAUCGGCUCUCCAGGGCCAGGAUGCUGUGGUAUCUACCGUUGGCUCGUCGGGUAUUAGCGCACAGAAGACGGUCAUCGAUGCCAGCAUUCAGGCUGGUGUCCGACGCUUCAUCCCUUCCGAUUUUGGGGCGCUUACGACCAGACCUGGAGGAGAGUCGCUUCCGCUGAACGCAUUAUGGAUCGAAAUUCAGAAAUAUCUCAAAGAAAAGGCACUAAGCGGACAGAUCGAGUACACACUCUUUGCUGUUGGGCCCUUCCUGGAGUUUGUCAUGUCGAUGCCGUUUUUGACCGACCUGCAGACUCAAACAGCUCCUCUGUAUGACAAUGGUAUGCACACUUUCAGCUCAACCAGUGUGUCAAGUGUCGGAAAAGCUGUUGCUGGUGCUUUGAAGAAUGCCCCAGCGACAAAAAAUCGCUUGGUUAGCGUUCACGACAUUGUCCUGACUCAAAACAAAGUUCUGGAUCUGGCAAAGAAGUACUCUGGGCCUGAUGUCAAAUGGAUCGAGGAUCCAGUGAACGCAGCGGUUGAGCUUGAGACAAUCCUCGAGAAUACCAAGCAGGGUGACUUGGACCUCUUCAAAACACUGGCACUGCUCAAAGCUGCACUCCUGGGUGGCAAGUUUGAAGCCGAGUUCAAGAUUGUGGAUAAUGACCUUGUUGGAGUGCCCCUUCUUUCCGAUGAUGAAUUCGAGAGGAUCUUUGCUGCGGCUUUCAAGCCGAGCCAGAUUAUUGCACAGGAGAACCUCGAGGCUAAUAUCGAAGGGAUUCAAGGCGAGGCUUAG